AUGCUGAACGUCCCGGCGCAGGCCUUCCCCGCGUCCGGCUCCCAGCAGCGGGCGGCCGCGGGGGGGCGCAGCAAGGUCCCUUUAAAACCAGGCAGAAGUCUUAUGGACUGGAUUCGACUAACUAAAAGUGGAAAAGACUUAACUGGAUUGAAAGGACGAUUAAUUGAAGUGACUGAAGAAGAGCUUGCUAAACACAGUAAAAAAGAUGAUUGCUGGAUAUGUAUAAGAGGACUUGUGUAUAACGUCACUCCAUAUAUGGAGUAUCACCCUGGUGGUGAUGAUGAGCUAAUGCGAGCGGCAGGAACAGAUGGCACAGAUCUCUUUGAUCAGGUUCAUCGUUGGGUCAAUUAUGAAUCCAUGUUGAAGGAAUGCCUUGUUGGAAGAAUGGCACUCAAACCUGUUGCUACUUGCUGCGCUCUACCUGAAGAGAAGAAACUCUUAAAUGGCAUACUUCCUAAAAAUAAAGUAUUGGAUACUUCUUCCAAAGAUUUAACUCCAAGCUAUGAUUGGUUCCAAACAGAUUAUUUGGUCACUGUUGUCAUAUAUACUAAACAAAAGGGCAUGAAUUCAGAAAUGGUGAUAGUUGACCAUCAAGAUGGUAGACUGAGAGUAGACAGCAUUCUGAGGGAUUAUUCAUAUCUCUUGCAUAUUGAGCUGAGUUAUGCAGUUCAAGAGGACAUUACUGUACACAUUGCUGAAAAAGUGGGAAAGGUGGAGAUUGUCCUGAAGAAAAAAGAUAAUAUUCCUUGGAGUAAACUGGGACAGCCACUCAACAGUCAUAAUUCAUUUAUCAAGUGCACAGACAGAGGGCUGUACUACAGAAAGUGCAAACUGAUUUCUAAGACAGAAGUCACCCAUGACACCAAACUUUUCUGCUUAAUGCUGCCACAGAGUACUCAUCUCCAGGUUCCUGUUGGGCAUCACAUUUACCUCAAACAAGUUAUUGCAGGUACUGAGAUAGUGAAGCCAUAUACACCUGUAUCUUGUUCUUUGAAAUCAGAUUUCAAAGAACCAUCUCACCAUGAUAGUACACACCUAAUUUUAAUGAUCAAAAUUUAUCCCAAUGGACUUUUCACACCAGAACUUGACCACCUGCAAAUUGGAGACUAUAUUUCCGUGAGCAACUCUGAAGGUAGCUUCAAGAAGUCGCAAGUUCAAACUUUAGAAGAUCUCUUUUUAUUGGCAGCAGGCACAGGCUUCACACCAAUGGUUAAACUACUGAACUAUGUUUUGACUAAUGUUUGUGGUCUGAGGACAGUGAAGUUGAUGUUCUUCAACAAAACAGAAGAUGAUAUACUUUGGAGAAACCAGCUGGAGCAGUUAGCCCUGAAAGAUAAAAGGUUUGAGGUUCAAUUUAUUCUCUCAGAGCCAAAAAAUGAAGGGACUGGCAAACAGGGAAAAAUUUCUUCAUCUCUCCUUUCUGAGUUUGUGAAAAGAAGCAAAAAAGACUCCAAAGUACUUAUUUGUGUCUGCGGUCCAGCACCUUUCACAGAGCAAGGAAUACAGUUUCUGCAGGAUCUUGGAUAUUCCAAAGAAGAGGUCCAUAGUUUUACUGCAUAA
This is a messenger RNA of Emys orbicularis (European pond turtle), 1560 nucleotides long. Its product is annotated as cytochrome b5 reductase 4. The record is from RefSeq and is a predicted model, not a curated record. Lineage: Eukaryota; Metazoa; Chordata; Testudines; Emydidae. Gene Ontology annotation, molecular function: FAD binding; heme binding; oxidoreductase activity. Bases 1 to 1560 code for a protein of 519 amino acids. The transcript is spliced from 16 exons.